Molecule: messenger RNA, 409 nt
Organism: Mangifera indica (mango)
Lineage: Eukaryota; Viridiplantae; Streptophyta; Magnoliopsida; Sapindales; Anacardiaceae
Product: 40S ribosomal protein S28-like
Exons: 2
Coding region: 37-234 (65 amino acids)
Biological process (GO): maturation of SSU-rRNA; translation; ribosomal small subunit assembly
Cellular component (GO): ribosome; cytosolic small ribosomal subunit
Molecular function (GO): structural constituent of ribosome
Source: RefSeq, a predicted model, not a curated record
CCAACAAUUUGCAGCCCUUCUACAGCCUAUUCUAGGAUGGAUUCUGCGAUCAAACAUGCUGUGGUGGUGAAAGUCGUGGGACGAACAGGUUCAAGAGGGCAGGUGACUCAAGUUAGAGUGAAGUUUUUGGACGAUCAGAACCGGUUUAUCAUGAGGAAUGUUAAGGGACCUGUGAGGGAAGGCGAUAUCCUCACUCUUCUUGAGUCCGAGAGAGAAGCCCGGAGGUUGCGGUGAUUGGUCAGAUCGACUGACUCCGUCAUGCUAUCAUUUUUGAGUUAUCGAGUUAAGACGGGCUAUAUUUAUGGGAUGGUUACUAAUUUUUUCACUUGUUAAAUUGACUUGAGUUUGCUAUAACUUAUUCCUUGCCUUUUUGUCCAAACGCUAUUAUCGCAUAGAAUGCUUUCUUGAA